CUGGGGAUUGUACUUGGAGACUGGAAAGGAGCACUUUACCAUUUCAUCUCACAGAGUUGAAAGCAAAAUUCUGACCAGCUGGUGUGUGUGUGUGUAUGUGUUUUUUUGGCUCUUUCAAGUACGGACCCGCUUGCAGAAAACGCACUCAUCCACGGAGUCUGUCAGAAGCUCAUGCUGCAGACGCACUCGCUCUCCAAACUCACUUUUACGCACGGCGGCGGAGCAAAAGAGGAUCAGCUGCAGUGCUUUCUGCGCACUCCUCUCAUUUCAAAGACUUUGAUUAAACUCAUUCUGGCAACUUAAAGUCGCUUUUUUUUUUAAAGAGGCGUUUUCCUCUUGCGAGAAAGCAGAGAUAACUCUAACCGUUUCACGCGUAAUUUGGUACCAAACAGUUUUUCGUAUGAAUCUCCUCGACCCUUACCUGAAGAUGUCGGAGGAACAAGACAAGUGUCUCUCUGAUGCCCCGAGCCCGAGCAUGUCCGAGGACUCUGCGGGCUCUCCGUGCCCGUCCGGUUCGGGCUCUGACACCGAGAACACCCGGCCGUCUGAGAACGGGCUGCUCAGAGCGGACGGAACCCUGAACGACUUCAAGAAGGACGAGGAGGAUAAGUUUCCCGCUUGCAUCCGCGACGCCGUGUCCCAGGUGCUUAAGGGCUACGACUGGACCCUCGUGCCUAUGCCGGUGCGCGUUAACGGAUCUACCAAGAACAAGCCUCACGUAAAGAGACCGAUGAAUGCCUUCAUGGUGUGGGCUCAGGCUGCGCGGAGGAAGCUGGCGGAUCAGUACCCACACCUGCAUAACGCAGAGCUCAGCAAAACUCUGGGGAAACUCUGGAGACUUCUCAAUGAAGGCGAGAAGCGGCCGUUUGUGGAGGAGGCUGAGCGACUCCGGGUGCAGCAUAAGAAGGAUCACCCGGACUACAAAUACCAGCCCCGGCGGAGGAAGUCUGUGAAGAACGGACAGAGCGAGACGGAGGACGGCAGCGAGCAGACGCACAUUUCCCCGAAUGCCAUCUUCAAAGCUCUCCAGCAGGCGGACUCCCCGGCCUCCAGCAUGGGAGAGGUGCACUCUCCGGGCGAGCACUCAGGCUCCCAGGGGCCCCCCACUCCUCCCACCACCCCUAAGACUGAUGUCAGCUCAGGCAAGAUGGACCUAAAGCGUGAAGGAGGCCUCCGCUCUCUUGCUGACGGGCCUGGCGGGCGCCAGCUCAACAUCGACUUCCGCGAUGUGGACAUCGGCGAGCUGAGCAGUGAUGUCAUCUCCCACAUCGAGACCUUUGACGUCAAUGAGUUCGACCAGUACCUCCCGCCUAACGGUCACCCGGGCUCUGCAGGCGGCCCUGGCAACGCGGCCGUCACCUACACCGGCAGCUACAGCAUCAGCAGCGGGGCUCCAGUCAGCCCUCAGGCAGGAGGUGCUGCGGCCUGGUUGGCAAAAAGCCAGAGCCAGCAGGGACAACAGCAGCAGCAGCAGCACACCCUGACCUCCCUGGGGAGCAACGGCGGCUCAGAGGCGGGUCAGGCCCAGCACAGGACCCAGAUCAAGACAGAGCAGCUGAGCCCGAGCCACUUCAGCGAGCAGCAGGGCUCCCCGCAGCACGUCACCUACAGCCCUUUCAACCUGCAGCACUACAGCCCCUCCUCCUACCCGGCCAUCUCCAGGGCGCAGCAGUACGAAUACGCAGACCACCAGGGGGGCACCGCAGCAGCCGCCGCCGCCGCUGCCUCCUACUACAGCCACGCGGGGGCGGGGCAGGGCUCAGGGCUGUACUCGACUUUCAGCUACAUGAGCAGCCCCAGCCAGAGGCCCAUGUACACGCCCAUCGCCGACAACACAGGGGUGCCCUCCAUCCCCCAGAGCAGCCCGCAGCACUGGGAGCAGGCGCCCGUUUACACCCAGCUCACCAGACCCUGAGAGCUGGCCCCACAGACUUAAACAAGACUUAACACGAUGACAUGUACAGCCACACACACAUAUACAAACACACACACACACACACACGCACACACACACACUCCAAAAAACACUUUACUUCAAGGAGACUUCUCCCUCCAGAGUUGCUCCCUGAAUCAGACACUUGAAUUCCAAGAAGAGGAGAGCUGGACUUGUGAUUGGCUCACGUCGUGCCUUGCUAUUGUAUCAUGAUAGAAACUAUAUAUAUAUUUUUUAGAGAGAUGAAAAGACUUAAAAAAUCCUCUGUGAGGACUUAUGAUUGUCGAUAUUUCAGUAGGUACUGUGUAUGUUUCUCCAUUGUUGUUUAUUUUCUUCAUACGCUGGCAGUUUGUAACCCAUGGGGGGUGGGGAGGGAGGCAGGGUAAUUAUUUGUACCUGUAGAUAUAAAAUUCAAAGCUUUAUAUUUUUUAACCAGCUCAGCGACUAACCACUCACUGGUAGUGGCGUGUCUGGUUCUCUCUCUGUUCUAUGUCACGCGAGGAUUUUCCAGUUUGUUCCUUUAUUCUUUUCUGUGCCAUUCAGCAAAUAUGGUUUGUAUUUAAGCUGUUAUGCUGUUGAUUAGUUUGGGUUUUUUUUUUUUCAAAUUAUGUGUCAUGAUCAUUGGAAAAGCUAUUAGGCAAUACAGAGAAAGAGAGACUUGGUUUCACAAUGCUGUGCUGUGUCGAAGAAGGGGGGCGAAAAAAUGAGAGGGGGGGGGACUGCAACCUUUUCCACCAUCCGUGCCUUGGAUUUUACAUUUUCUCUAACUUUUUGUAUGCUUAUGUGUGUGUGUGUGUGUGUGUGUGUGUGUGCGUGUGUGCGACGGCCACAGCUGAGAUUACACUUACCGUCCAAACAGCGUGUGUUUGACAGCUACAGGAAGUCACCUUUGACCCCCCCAGGGUGUCCCCCCCCCCCCACACACCCCCCCUGCAGUCUCCCACCAUCCCGGCGUCCCAACCGACACACUCCCUGCACCGUGCCCCCCCCCCCCCCCCCCCCCCCUUGUUUCAAAUCCCAGUUUGAAAACUUUAUUUAUUAGCUUUAAUUUUAUUUUGAAAUUAAUUAUUUUGCAUACUAUUCUUAUAACUAAUGAAUUGUCCUCUUUGCAGUGUAGGCGGCAUAUAAAUUCCCUCUUGUUGUUGUUCUUUUUUAAAAUUUGAUUUUCAACCCAGGGGGUACUUAGACAAAAAUGGUACAUGCUGUAAUCUUUUGUUUUUUUAAUUUAUGUUAUCUAAAUGUCUAUUUUAAGUAUGUAUUUGCCUUUUUCUGAGGGUCUGGGGGUGGGGGGGGACUAUCUAACGAAAUGUGUACGAAUUAUUUGUUAUUUGUGAAUUUUCUCUUAAGUUUGACUUUAAACUAAGGCUGAAAGAACUGGAAAAUGUUAUCUCAGUUACAAAGUUUUUGCAGUUUUUCCUGUUUUGUUUUUUUUGUUUUUUUGUUUCGUGCGAUCGCCAGAGGGACCCGUCCAUCCUUUCUGCUCUGCUCCAUUUCCUUCUCUCUCAAUAUCAAAGAACUGAUGUUUCCAAUAGUCCUUUCCCCCCCACCCCCUUCCCUCUCUUGCGAUCUUGCCAUGUAUUUGUACUGUCUUUAAAGAAUCUUUUGUAUAUGUAUUUGCAAUAAAAAAGAAAAUGCUAU
Molecule: messenger RNA, 3571 nt
Organism: Scomber scombrus (Atlantic mackerel)
Lineage: Eukaryota; Metazoa; Chordata; Actinopteri; Scombriformes; Scombridae
Product: transcription factor Sox-9-A-like
Exons: 3
Coding region: 401-1915 (504 amino acids)
Biological process (GO): morphogenesis of an epithelium; oligodendrocyte differentiation; heart development
Cellular component (GO): nucleus
Molecular function (GO): DNA-binding transcription factor activity, RNA polymerase II-specific; RNA polymerase II cis-regulatory region sequence-specific DNA binding
Source: RefSeq, a predicted model, not a curated record